Messenger RNA from Alnus glutinosa, 1147 nucleotides. Its product is annotated as LOB domain-containing protein 27-like. Lineage: Eukaryota; Viridiplantae; Streptophyta; Magnoliopsida; Fagales; Betulaceae. The transcript is spliced from 2 exons. The record is from RefSeq and is a predicted model, not a curated record. Bases 133 to 1008 code for a protein of 291 amino acids.
AAACCCAUUUCUAGCUUUCACAUUCUUCUUUUAUCUUGAUGACCAUUUUCCCAUUCAAAUAAUACUUCGCUUCUAGCUUGGCCGGUUUGUUACAGGAUCGAGGCUUAUCACAUUGGGUGGUGGCCGGAAGCUAUGACCCUCAAGGGCGGCACAAGCCAGGCCUGCGCUGCUUGCAAGUACCAAAGGCGAAGGUGCUCGGCCGAGUGCCCUCUUUCCCCAUACUUCCCUCCCGAGCAGCCCAAGUUGUUUCAAAAUGCUCACAAAUUAUUCGGCGUCAGCAACAUCUUGAAGAUACUAAAAAACCUGGAGCCUGGCCAGAAGAACGAGGCAAUGAGGUCUAUAAUUUACCAGGCAAACAUGCGUGACAAGUUUCCCAUCUAUGGGUGUUGCUGGAUUAUCUGUCAACUCAAGUACCAAAUUAUUCAUGCGGAGGAGGAGCUCCAGGCUGUUCAGGCGCAGCUUGAGAUGUACCGGCAACAUCAUCAGAUUUCGUCUAUGCCACCCGACGAUGUCACUUCGCAGUUGGAAUUAGGCAUGGCGCCGCCCAGUAAUGGCGGCCUUUCACUUUUCAAUCACGCUACUACUCCACAGCAUUACAAUAAUGCUGUGUCUCAAGCUUUGCCUGUGCCCCAACAGCAAUGCUACUCUAAUGGCAGCAAAGCUGUUUACAGCUCUCCCUCUUACAUGGAUGCCAAGGAUAUUAACGUGGCAAACUCUUUUUGGGUUCAGCAAACUUAUGGCAAUAACAAUAAUAAUUCAAUGGCAAUUCAAUCUCAGUUGGUCGUCUCCCAACCACAAGCUAUCCAACAAGAAGUAGUUCAAGAAUAUGAUGAGUUGCACCCAUUUUUUGACAGCAUCGAUGACAGACAAUCAUACAUUGAUUCCAAAGAGGCUUAUGAGUCAAGCUCUGAAGAAUCAUUGAAAGAUACAACACAGUCCACUGAGCAUGUUGCAGAGAAUGAAUUGAAGAAUGCUGCUGCACGCUUCAGUCUUACCAGUGUCAACUGAUCAAAUGAGCCCAAGAGAAGUACCUACUUUCGAUUCUUUUUUUUCUUUUUUUCUUUUUCUUUUUUUCUCCCCAAAAUUGAUUCAUAGAGUAAAAUCCAAAAUUUUGAGCUUCAUCCUUUCUCUCUUCUUUUUUUUUUGU